Messenger RNA from Dictyostelium discoideum AX4, 3684 nucleotides. It is a transcript of the gene pex1, whose product is annotated as peroxisomal biogenesis factor 1. Gene Ontology annotation, biological process: peroxisome organization. The coding region runs from base 1 to 3684 and encodes 1227 amino acids. Gene Ontology annotation, cellular component: peroxisome; cytosol; peroxisomal membrane. NCBI's taxonomy places the organism in Eukaryota, Evosea, Eumycetozoa, Dictyosteliales, Dictyosteliaceae. The record is from RefSeq and is a predicted model, not a curated record. The transcript is spliced from 3 exons. Gene Ontology annotation, molecular function: ATP hydrolysis activity; ATP binding.
AUGGAGUUACAUGUUCAAUUAAAACAUAGUACUGACUGUUUCGUUUCACUUCCACCUAAAAUAGUACAUUCACUGUUAUUAUUAUCAGAAAAACAAUCAAAAUCAUUAGGUACAUUAGGAUUAGAAAUAACAUGGUAUGAUAAAAUUAAUAAAAAAGAGAAUAAAGGAUAUGUUGGAUGGGCAGGUGGAUCAACAGAUCCAAGAUUCACAGAUUCAAUAGAGAUGAGUCAAGAGAUGGCACAAUGUUUAGGUGGUAUAAAGAAUGAGCAAAAAUUAAAACUAAAAGCAUUAAAUAAUAUUGAAUUAGCUCAUUCAGUUCAAGUUGAACCAUUAACAUCAGAUGAUUGGGAAAUUAUGGAAGUUCAUCAACAAUACCUAGAAGAACAAUUACUUAAUCAAGUUAAUAUUUUAUAUAGUGGUCAAAUCGUACCAAUUUGGAUUCAUCAUAAAACUAUAAUUAAAUUAAAAGUUACUGAAACUUUACCAACACCAGUAGUUAAAUUAUCUUCAAAUUCUGAAAUUAUAGUUGCACCAAAACCUAGAAAUUUACCAACAACAACAACAUCAUCACAACAACAACAAAUUUCAAAAGAAACUUUAAAACCAAGAUUUUUACAAAUUAAAGAUUUUAAAAUAGAUUAUAAUAAUAAUAAUACAUUUAUAAAUGAAAUUUAUAUAAAUAAAGAGUUAUUAAACCAAUUUCAAUGGAAUAUUGGUGAUAUUAUAGAAAUUUCAAAAGUUUCAAAAAAUAAUAAUAAAAAUAAUAAAAAAGAAAAGAAUAAUAAUGGUGGUGAUGAAGAAGAAGAUGAUGAUGAUAAUGAAGAGUUUGACGAUGAUGAUGAUGAUGAUAAUAAUAAUAAUGAAGAUGAUACAAGUAAAUUACAAAAACAAUUAGAUAAUAAAAAUAAUAAUAAUAAGAAGAAUAAGAAGAAUAAUAAAACAAUUUAUGCAAGAGUAUUUAUAAAUGAUAAAUCAAAUAAUCAACAAGUAUUAAUUCAUAGAAAUAUUAGAACUAUUGGUAAUUUCUAUAUAAAUACAAUUGUUAGAUUAAAAUAUACAACAAGUCAUUCAUUACCAAUUUGUCCAAUUGGUUCAAUUUUAGUUAAACAAGUUAUUUGGAAACAAAAUUCAUUAUCAAAUUUAAUAAAACAACAAUCAUCACAAAAAAUAUAUUCAGUUGAACAAAUUAAAGAACAAAUUAAAGUUUGGUCAAAUAAUAAUUUAUCAAAUAAUCAAAGAUAUCCAUUAUUAAAUGGUUCAAUAGUUUCAAUUAAUUCAAAUUUAGAUUUAUCAUUUAAUUUUAAUAAUUUAACAUCAUCAAUUAUUCCUCCUACAUCAUCAUCAUCAUCAUCACCUUCAAAUAAUUUAGAUUCUCAAAGAUCAAAUAAUAAUAAUAACAAUAUUAAUAAUGAUCAAUUAAAUGAUAUAACUAAUAAUAUGAAUAAUCCAUAUUUAUCAAGUAUUCAACAAAUUGGUGAUAUUAUGUCAAAUUUAAAUACUAAUAAUAAUCAAAAUAAUCAAAAUAAUAAUUCAAAUAAAUUAAUGAAUCAAUUUCAAAUGAAUAAUGGUAUAUUUAUGUUAAGUUUAGAAAUUUUAUCAAAUGAUAAAUUAUUAAAGAUUGAAAGUGGUGGUAAUAAUUCAAUUGAAAAAAAGAAAUCAUUAGAGGAUUAUAAUGAAAUUGGUGAUAGAUUAUUUCAAAGAAUUGGUGGUAUGGAAAAACAAAUUAAACAAGCUAAAGAGUUUUUAUCAUUAUAUAUGUAUAAAGAUUUAUCAGUAAUACGUGAACAAUUAAAUACACCAGGUGUUAAUGGUAUGAUCAUUGCAGGUAGUCAUGGUAGUGGUAAAUCGUUAUUGGCAACUUCAUUGGGUGGUUAUUAUUCAACAGAUUCAAGAUCAAAUGCUUUCAUUAUAAAAUUAGAUUGUAAUCAAUUAAAAGAAUUAAAAGUUGAAAAUAUAAGAAAACAAUUUAAUAAAUUAUUUUAUAAAUCUUGUAAAGAAAGUGGUAAUACUUUAUCAGCAACCACAUCAACUAAUACUACGCCACCACCAAUAAUAAUAAUUUUAGAAUCAUUAGAUUUAAUAUUGGGUACACCAAAUGAUCAAGAUCCAGGUUCAAAAAUUAGAUGUGAACAAUUAGUAUCACAUAUUAAAUCAUUAUGUUUUAAAUAUCAAAAUAGGUCAAGUCCAAUUGUUAUGAUUGCAACUGUAAUCUCAUCACAAUCAUUAUGUCAAUCAAUUCAAAUACCAGAAUUAUUUGGAUUAACAAUCGAAUUACAAGCACCAACAAGAGAAGAACGUGUUGAAAUACUUGAAAGAUAUUUAAAGUAUCAAGGUAAACAAUUAAAAGAUCAACAAUCAUUAAAUUUAAUGAAAUUCUCUGCUUCUAUGGAAGGUUAUUUAGGUUGUGAUGUUGAACAAAUUGUUGAUCGUUCAAUACAUUUAUCUUCAAUUAAAGAGAUUGAAAAUAAUAAUAAUAAUAACGAUGAUAAUGAUGAUGAUAAUAUUAUUGAAUUUUCAAUAAUUGAAAAAGCAAAAGAAGGUUAUACACCAAUAACAUUGAAAGGUAUAAAAUUACAUAGUUCAGAGAUUAAAUGGCAAGAUAUUGGUGGAUUGGAUUCAGUUAGAGCAAUGUUAAAGGAAACUAUUGAAUGGCCAACUAAAUAUCCAAAAUUAUUUCAAUCAUCACCAUUACGUUUAAGAUCGGGUAUUCUAUUAUAUGGUCCAACUGGUUGUGGUAAAACUUUAUUGGCAUCUGCAAUCGCCGGUGAAUGUGGUUUAAAUUUCAUCUCUGUAAAGGGACCGGAAUUGUUGAAUAAAUAUAUUGGUUCAUCCGAACAAGGCGUUAGAGAUGUUUUCUCAAGAGCAUCUUCUGCAAAACCUUGUGUUUUAUUUUUCGAUGAAUUCGAUAGUAUUGCACCACGUAGAGGUCACGAUAAUUCUGGUGUCACUGAUAGAGUGGUAAAUCAAUUCCUCACUCAAUUGGAUGGUGUUGAAGGGUUAACUGGUGUUUAUGUUUUGGCAGCAACUAGUAGACCUGAUUUAAUAGAUCCUGCACUACUACGUCCUGGUAGAUUAGAUAAAUCAUUAUAUUGUAAUAUACCAGAGUUUAAUGAACGUUUAGAUAUUCUAACUUGUUUAAAGAGUAAAAUGAAUUUAUCACCAUCAAUAUCUCUUGAACAAUUGUCAACAAAUACUCAAUAUUACACUGGUGCUGAUUUAAGAGCAUUAAUGUAUAAUGCUCAAUUAAAAUCAAUUCAUGAAUGGAUGAAUCAUUUAGAAGAAGAAAAGAAAAGAAAAAGAAAAGAAAAAGAAGAUCAAUCGAAUAAAAACAGUUCUCAACAACAAGAUGAUUUUAUUAUAUUUCAACCUAAAAAUAAUGAUAAUUCAAUUUCAAAAUCAAAUUUAACAUUUGAAGAAAAAACAAAUCUCCAAAAACAAAUUGAUACUAUUAAAUCUCAAUUUAUAAAUUCAAAUACCUCUACUUUAAAUAAAUCAAAUUUAUCAAAUGAACAACCACCAUUAAUAACUCAAUCUCAUAUUGAUUUGGCUUUGAAAGAAUCUUCACCAUCUAUCUCUGAAUCUGAAAGAAAAAAAUAUGAAAGAAUUUAUAAUAAUUUUUUAAAAGAAAGAGGAUCAGUCACUGGUAACAAGAAAGAAGGAGUACCAAAACAAACAUUGGCUUAA